AUGUCUUCCCCAGAAGCUCGUACCGGAGUUAAGCGGCCUCGCACCCAGUCGCUUCCACCUCCUUCUCUCCCCCAGCUCGUGGCCGAACAACACACCCCCAUUCCCGCCACAGACAAGGAUACCAAGAGACUCAUCGUCGUUCUCUCGAAUGCCAGCCUCGAAACCUACAAGGCUUCUCAUGGCGGGGCUAGUCGGAACGACAUGCACCGGGAAGAAAAAUACUCGCUUCUGAACAGUGAUGAACAUAUUGGCGUGAUGCGCAAAAUGAAUCGUGAUAUCAGUGAUGCCCGCCCUGAUAUUACGCACCAGUGUCUCCUCACUCUCCUCGACUCCCCUAUCAACAAGGCCGGAAGGCUCCAGAUUUACAUCCACACGGCCAAGGGCGUCUUGAUCGAGGUCUCGCCGACCGUUCGCAUCCCUCGUACAUUUAAGCGCUUUGCGGGCCUCAUGGUCCAGCUGCUGCAUCGGCUAUCCAUCCGCUCGACCAACUCACAGGAGAAGCUGUUGCGGGUCAUCCAGAACCCCAUCACCGAUCAUUUACCACCUAACUGUCGGAAGGUCACACUCAGCUUUGACGCCCCGCUCGUCAAGGUGCGGGACUACGUCGACACCCUGGGACCUAAGGAGAGCAUUUGUGUCUUCGUAGGUGCCAUGGCUAAGGGAGCUGACACAUUUGCGGAUGGCAUCGUCGACGAGAAGAUUUCCAUCAGCAACUUCAGCCUGUCUGCUAGUGUUGCUUGUAGUAAAUUCUGCCACGCUGCCGAGGAUAGCUGGGACAUCCUCUAA
Messenger RNA from Sodiomyces alkalinus F11, 786 nucleotides. Its product is annotated as nucleolar essential protein 1. The coding region runs from base 1 to 786 and encodes 261 amino acids. Gene Ontology annotation, biological process: rRNA base methylation. Gene Ontology annotation, cellular component: small-subunit processome; nucleolus. Gene Ontology annotation, molecular function: rRNA (pseudouridine) methyltransferase activity; rRNA binding. The record is from RefSeq and is a predicted model, not a curated record. The transcript has 3 exons. NCBI's taxonomy places the organism in Eukaryota, Fungi, Ascomycota, Sordariomycetes, Glomerellales, Plectosphaerellaceae.